GUCUUCGCCGGCGAAGCGUUCAGCCGACAACAACUUCAGUUAGUAGAAUAUGGUGGAAUCGACCAGUUCACAAGGAAUGAAGUUAUCGACCGCUGAUUCCAACUAAGGAAUGGAGCUCAUCAAUUUUGAAGAUUUGUUGGUGUUAAUUGGUGGAUGGUGUCGUUAUCAGAAGACCCUUUUAGUAUUUUUUUUCAUCAAUUGUCUAUUUUUGGCUUACUCGGCUUAUACCCCAGUCCUGUUUCUCUAUACGCCCGAUCAUUUUUGCUCCGUGGAUCACAUUUGGAACAACCUAGAAUCUCAGGAGUCUCCUUUGGACAAAGAAGAGUUGAUCAAUGUCUUGAUCCCAAUCGAUCAAUCCACGGGAAAGAAAAGCAAAUGCUUUAUUUACGACAUCCCUAUAAACAAGCUUGAAGUGAUGGCCCUUGGCAACCACUCAACGUUACAAUUUGAUACCAUUCCUUGCCCCAACGGUUGGUAUUAUAACACCACUGGAUUAUUCCGUUCAGUUAUUACUGAUAUGAACUGGGUAUGUGGAGACUCUUGGAAGGGCCCCUUCAGCCAAUCAAUGUUUUCGUUUGGUUCCUUAUUUGGCACCAUUGGUUUGGGUUAUGUUGCAGACGCAUUUGGAAGACUCUCUGCUUGGUAUGCGGCCAAUAUUUUGCUCAUGAUCACCGGAUUGGUCACUCCGAUCAUGACUGACUUCGUGGGCUUCACUUGCUUGCGAUUCCUUCAAGGAAUAUCCUUUGACAGCUUCUUCUCCAUCUUCUAUGUGUUAGCUUUGGAGUGUGUCCCUUCCAACAAAAGAGCCUUAAUCGGAAAUCUGGCAUUGGCCAUUGGAAUGACGGUGGCGGGAUGUUACGAACCUUGGGCGUUGUAUUUCUUGCAGGAUUGGAAAAUCUUGAACACGAUACUGUACGCCCAAGUGGCCGUAAUCAUUAUUGCUCCAUGGUUUGUCUUCGAAUCAGUACGUUGGUUGUCUGGUCAAGGGCGAAUAGACGAAGCUUACGAAGAACUCCUAAAGAUUGCCAAGGUCAACGGGAGAAAAAUCGACCCCGGUCUCGAAUCAAAAAUAAAGCAUGUGUUAGCUAACACCGAUAAGAAAUCAACGACAGACAAGGAAAAAAUGAAUCAACCCACCUUGCUUGAUUUGAUGAAAACGCCAAAUUUGCGAACGAACUAUAUCGUGAUGACCACAGUGUUCAUGUUGACUUUAGGGCUCUUUGAUAUGAAUGUCAGGAUCAUUGGUAAUUUGGAACAAAGCAUCUACAUCACAUUCACCAUUUCGUCUUUCUUGGAGCUUCCGGCGGACUUACUGGCCAUUUGGGGGUUGGAUUGGAUUGGUCGGCGAUGGUCAGCUUUCAUUUCGUUGUUUUUGAGCGGAAUCGCCAUGGGAAUAGCAUCUGUAGUCACUACUUACCCCUUAGUUGUACUUAUCCUGACUAUGGUUGGUCGCUUCUUUGCUACUUACGCACUGAAUACAGUUUUUAGUUUCGUCAUGGAAAUUGUGCCGACUGUGGUAAGAGGACAAGGCGUGGCCGUGGCCAGGUUCCUGGCAGGUUUGACUAUUUUCUCUUCUCCCUAUGUGGUUUUUACGGGCACCAUUCACAAGAGUAUCCCGUACAUCAUUAUUGGAGUUCUCAACAUAUUCAGUGCCUUUUUGGUCACAUUGUUGCCUGAAACUACUAAUAGACACCUGCCCGAUACCUUAGAGGAUGGAAAAGAUUUUGGGAAAGAUCAAGGAUUUUGGCUCAUGCCUUGUUUAACAAAGAAUCGUAAAUGAAUUUCCAUGGGUAUGCUCGUACAUUAAUUGCUUAAAAUGAAAUUAUGCUAUGUAAUAUUGUGUUUAAGUUAGGGUUAAAUCUAUUCCGAAAUAAAAUGUUAAUUUAAAAGAGA
Tigriopus californicus is the source of this 1893-nucleotide messenger RNA. RefSeq names its product organic cation transporter 1-like. Gene Ontology annotation, cellular component: membrane. The record is from RefSeq and is a predicted model, not a curated record. The transcript is spliced from 10 exons. Gene Ontology annotation, biological process: transmembrane transport. NCBI's taxonomy places the organism in Eukaryota, Metazoa, Arthropoda, Copepoda, Harpacticoida, Harpacticidae. Bases 110 to 1780 code for a protein of 556 amino acids. Gene Ontology annotation, molecular function: transmembrane transporter activity.